This is a messenger RNA of Ostreococcus lucimarinus CCE9901, 3204 nucleotides long. RefSeq lists its product with no specific name. Gene Ontology annotation, molecular function: hydrolase activity, acting on acid anhydrides, in phosphorus-containing anhydrides; DNA binding; DNA helicase activity. Gene Ontology annotation, biological process: double-strand break repair involved in meiotic recombination; nucleotide-excision repair. The transcript has a single exon. Bases 1 to 3204 code for a protein of 1067 amino acids. The record is from RefSeq and is a predicted model, not a curated record. Gene Ontology annotation, cellular component: nucleus. NCBI's taxonomy places the organism in Eukaryota, Viridiplantae, Chlorophyta, Mamiellophyceae, Mamiellales, Bathycoccaceae.
AUGUCGCACCUCGAGCGCGCGCACGACGCGCGCGCGACCGCAGACACCGACGACGGCCGACGCGCGUCCUCUGAUCCGAGUCCGUCGACGCAGAGCGCGUGGAAACGCACCAUCGCGUCGUGCGAGGUGCGAUUUCCGUUGACGCCGUACAAGUCGCAGGUGCAAGUGAUGAGCGCGGUCGUUCGAGCGGCGCGCCGAGGAACGUGCGCGCUCGUGGAGUCGCCGACGGGGAGCGGGAAGACGCUCGCGCUGCUGUGCGCGGCGCUGGCGUGGAGCGAGAGCGAGAGCGAACGCAGGGAAGACGUGGGCGUGGACGACGACGAAGACGGGGAGGAGGACGAAGCGCGCAAACGCGAGACGAAGAGAAUCGGAAACGGUAAACCACCAAAGAUUUAUUACGCCACGCGCACGCACGCGCAGAUCGCACAAAUAGUCGGUGAAUUGUCGAGGACGGCGUAUAAGCCGCACACCGUGGUGUUGGCGUCGAGGGAGCAUUAUUGCGUGAAUAAGAGCGCGAGAAAGGGCGGAGACGUCAACGCGGAGUGUCGAAGGUUGAUGGAUGCCGGCGCCGCGGGUGGGGACGGGAAAGGGUGUUUUUAUAGCGGACAAGGGGCGAGUAAGUUGGCGUCGUUGGCGAAAAACCAUCCCGACGCGCUGGAUAUCGAGGAUUUGGUGAAGAUGGGGACGUCGAAGAAGGGAUGCCCGUACUUUGCGUCGAAAAUCAUGGCGGAGAGCGCGGAAUUAAUUUUCUGCCCGUACAACUAUCUCUUGGAUCCGCGCACGCGUUCGGCCAUGGACAUCGAUAUCGAAGGUUCACUCAUCAUUUUCGAUGAGGCGCACAACAUCGAGGACACCGCGCGCGAGGCGGCGAGUGAGGAAAUAAUUUUAGACGACGUCGCGAACGCCAUCGAUCGUCUGAGCGAGAUGCGGCGGCGCGCGACGGCAAACGUGAGCGAGUGCGAAUUGGUGUUGAGGAGCAUGAAGGGCGUUUACGAUUGGUUCAUUGGAUUUUGCGACGAAAAAAGCCCAAGUUACGGUCUGAAGCAAGCGCAAGAAGCGUUAUCGGCGAUGGUUCGAGGGGAGCAGAUUUUACAAACGUUGGCGGAAGCCGGGCUGACUGAAGAGAGCGUUUUAGAAGUCAUGCGAGCGCUCGGCGUCAUCACCAAGUAUAAUCAAGAGAACAAAGAUCCGAAAGAGCGCGUCGCGGGCAGCGUUUUCAACACCUGUGAAAAAGUGCUGAAUCCUAUCAAGUUUUUGCUCUCGCGAGGCGAAGUCACCGCGCGCGAUUACAAAAUCGUCUUCACAAAGACGCGCGAAAGCGAUCGAGUCGUUUCGACGCAACGAGUGAACUCUGAAUUGAAUAGAUUACCCGUGGAAGAACUGGUGAAGAUUAACUUUUGGGCACUGAAUCCAGCGCUGGCUUUCAGAGAGCUCGUGAGCGAAAACGGCGGCGCGCGUUCAGUCGUGCUCACGUCUGGUACUCUCGCGCCGCUCAAUUCGUUCGCGAGCGAGCUCGGCGUACCGUUUCCCAUCCGCAUGGAAGCCCCGCACUGCGUGGAUAUGGAUCGUCAGGUCUGGGGCGGCAUCGUCGCCGCCGGUCCGAGCAACAUAGCUUUGAAUGCCGGUUACAAGUCUCGCGGCGAUACUAGUUUUCAAGACGAACUCGGCGCGUGUUUGCGAGACGUCGCGAAAGUCACCCCUCACGGCUUGCUCAUGUUCUUCCCAUCGUACAGUCUUUUGGAAACCAUCGUUCGACGAUGGCGCGAAACGGGACUGCUGCGCGCGAUAGAGCAGGCGAGCGGCAAGAAGAUUUUUCAAGAACCGGGUAAAUCAUGCUCGUACGGUAAAAAACCGGUGACGCUUGAGACGGUGUUGGAAAAGUACUAUUCCGCGGUGGCGACGAGCGUCAAGGCAGCAAAACAUCCGUACGCUCCGGCUCCAGCGAACGCCAAAUGUCGAGGUGCCAUUCUCUUCGCCGUGUGUAGAGGCAAGAUUAGUGAAGGUAUUGACUUCGCCGACGCUAACGCGCGGGCGGUGAUCUGUGUUGGGAUUCCGUAUCCAAACAUCAAAGACGCGCUCGUCGCGGCGAAGCGAAGUUACAACGAAGAAGGAGCGCAUCGAGGUUUGCUGAGUGGCUCGAAAUGGUACGAUCAGCAGGCUUUUCGGGCGCUCAAUCAAGCCGUCGGUCGAUGCCUGCGGCAUCGUCACGAUCACGGCGCAAUCAUGCUCGUCGAUUCGCGUUUCAACAACAGCAACAUCCAGGCGCUGCCGAAAUGGUUACGUCCCGCCAUGCAGAAGAGCGCGUCUCGCUUUGGCGACCAAGUGAAAAGCUUGGAAAAUUUCUUCGUUUCGCACGCCGAGAAUCCACCGAGCGAUGACGCUCCAGCGAGCAAGACAGGCGACCAACGGAAGAAUAGCAAACGAGCGAGAGUGUCCAUCGUCGCGACGUCUCCUCGAAAGGCGAUGCGUAAUACGCCAAUCACGAGCUUCUUUCAAAAGGCGUCGACGAGCAACGCGACUCAUUCAGAUCCUCUCAUGCGCGACAUCGAGCAGCCAUCGAAAAAGACAAAGGAUGACCAAAUCGGUGACUACGAGGCGCCAGUGUUCACGGACGACGACGAGCUUGACGUCGACAUUGACGCGCUCAUGGCGGACAACCAUGAGUUAUCGCCAGAGGCGAAUGUCGCGCAAGUUCUCGACGGUGUCGAGUGGGAGGAUUGGGAAGACGACGACGAUCUAAUGGCGCAAGCCGUGCAAGCGACACAAACCGCGCACACGAUGAGUAAGGUAGAGAGCACGACACCGACUGAACAAGUCCUGGAUGUCGUCUCGCCUCUCAAGCAACGCGCGAAGAAAGUCUGCGGCGACGACUCCGUCUGCGCCAAGUGUGGAAACACUCGCUAUUCGCAGAUUGACACCGAAAAUGAUGAUCGAAUCGCGCUUCAAUCUCAAUAUUUGGAUUGUGUUCUGCAAACCAAGGCGAAUGACAUCCAUGAAUUCGCCGUGGUCGAGAUGCGCGGCGGUUGUUGCGCCUCGCCGCCGUCGGAGACGGUUGAAUUCGACCGCGACUUGCGCGUCGCCUUCAGUCGAGUGAACUCCUGCGAUGGCGAUCGAUUGAUCGGAUUACGAGUGGAAGCAACGAAUGCGAUGUAUGCACACUUGUGCGAUCGCGUCUUGCUCCGGCAACACGACGCCCGCGCGUAG